AUGGAAGAUUGGAUCCGCACCUUUGAUAAGCUAUUUGAUGCCGUUAAUUGCCCGAUGGAACAUAGAGUGGACACGGCUGCGUAUUACCUUCAGCAGGAGGCUGACAACUGGUGGGCUAAUGUUGGACCGGUACUACGCCAGCAACCCAACUUUGGCUGGGAAACUUUCAAGGAGGAGAUGAGAGGAAGAUUUUACCCAGCCCAUGUCAAGAUGGCCAAAUAUGAUGAAUUCCUACACCUGAGACAACCAGGAAGCAUGACAGUUCAAGAAUAUUAUGCUAAGUUCUUGGCACUAGCGCGAUUUUCACCUGCUUUAGUUCCGGAUGAGCCUAGGAAGGCCGAGAAGUUUAUUAAUGGACUGAAUUUUGAGACACAAAAGGUUGUAUGUGCAUUGACGUUCCAGACCCUAAACGAGGCCUACAGUAGUGCUGCCAGUCAUUAUCGAGUGCAGCAGAUUCAGAAGGACAUAAAUGGAAGGAACAAAAGGAAGAUAGAUGACGAUGUGCAACAAGGAGAUAAGCGACCUAAGUUUAAUUCUUUUGAGCCAAACCGAAAUUUCCAAAGAAAUAGUAACAACAAUAAUGGCAGAAAUCGUCAGGGUCAAGGCCAAGGAUUUGUGAAGAGGAAUCAAAUGGGGGACAGGCACUUUAACUGUAGGAUAUGCAAGAGGGAUCACCCAGGAACAGACUGUCAAGGAAAUUUGGUGAAGUGCUAUAACUGCAACAAGAUGGGACAUAGGGCCUAUGAGUGCUACGCCAAGAAGAAUGGGGAUACUCAAAAUCAAGGGCAGAACAUGAAUGGAAGUAAUCAAAAUGGGAACAGGCCCGGGAAUCCUGGAAACCGAGGUGGAAAUGGUGGUGGGAAUCACAAUCAGGGCAAUAAGAAUGGGAACAACAACAACUACACUCAGAACAAAAAUGGUGGCAAUGGGCAAGGGCGGAUCUUUGUUAUGAGCAGAGCCCAAGCAGAAGCUAAUGAUGUGGUUUCAGGUAUAUUCUUAGUAAACUCUAUACAUGCUUAUGUAUUAUUUGACUCUGGUGCGUCAAAUUCGUUUAUAUCUUCUACUUUUGUUAAGAAAUUGGGGAUAGAGCCAACUUCUAAGAUAAAGAUAAAUGUAAAGAUAGCCUCGGGUAGAGUGAUGACUUGUGAGGAUAUGUACGAAAACCUGUCAAUUGUUAUUGCUGGAACAAACUUCCCUGGAGACUUAAUACAAUUUGAAUUAGAUGACAUAGAUGUGGUGUUAGGCAUGGAUUGGUUAGGCAAGUUUAAGGCCAAAAUCAUAUGCAAUGAACAAAAGGUGAUUCUAAGAGGUACCAAUGGAAAGCGAGUGUCAUACAAAGGAAAUAUAAUCAAACUAGAUGUGAAAUUGGUGACCAUGCAAAGAAUGAAGAAGUACGUGGAGAAAGGCCAUGAAGCUUACUAG
Molecule: messenger RNA, 1422 nt
Organism: Ipomoea triloba (trilobed morning glory)
Lineage: Eukaryota; Viridiplantae; Streptophyta; Magnoliopsida; Solanales; Convolvulaceae
Product: myb-like protein A
Exons: 1
Coding region: 1-1422 (473 amino acids)
Biological process (GO): proteolysis
Molecular function (GO): zinc ion binding; nucleic acid binding; aspartic-type endopeptidase activity
Source: RefSeq, a predicted model, not a curated record